AUGACCUCGAGGAGGGUUGUAUCGUUCCUCUACUUCUUCACGUUCUGGGCAGCGGCAUGCCAGGGGCGUUUCCUCGCCAUCUUCUUUAGGGACCUCGGCCUUAGCAACGGAGAGGUUGGUUACUUGCUUGCAGCAGGGUCGGCCACGGGGUUAGCGGCGACUCCGAUAUGGGCCGGGGUGUGCGACUAUCUUCAAGGAAAGAAGAAAGUCCUGGAGGCGAACAUCCUUUGCUCGUCUUUAUGUGUCUGUCUCUACCUGAUCCCUUACGCGAUUCCUUUUCUCCAUUCCGGUACCCUUCUCUUCACCUGGACACUGCUCGCCCGCUGCACGUACAGCUUCUUCUUCACCCCCGUCUUCACGAUCCUGGACACCCUCUCAGUUCAGAACCUGGAAGAUCCAAAGAGGAACUACGGCAAGUGCAGGCUAUGGGGAGCUGUCUCCUGGGGCCUCGUCAACGCUCUCUUCCUUGGUCCACUUCUCGAUUUUGUUGGGAGCUGGACGAUGGUGGUUGGGUUCCUAAUGGCGUCAGUUGUUCUCUUUGCGGUCAUUCACCUGAUGCUGUUCGAGCGCAAGAAGCAGGGUGAACCAGCCAAGGAUUCAGCGUCUUCGCUGGGCACGUACGAGCAGUUUGAUGUUGGAGAGGCUGAAGAGGGAGAAAAGAGAGCUGAGGAGGAGAAGGACAAGACCUGGAACAGGUUUUCCUUCAAUCACUUACGGGGAGUCGUGCAGCAAGUCUUGCAAAUCGUGUGGGCAGAGAAGCUUGAGAGCUUGAGCUUCUUCGUGACCUUCUACGUGCUCGGCAUCGGGACGUCGUUGGUGGAGGGACUGGUUUUCCUCUUCUUCACUCAAGAUCUGGGUGCCAACAACUUCUUGUGUGGGAUCACAGUAGUAGUCACUGUCUUGUUCGAGAUACCCAUCUUCAACCACAGUGACUGGAUCCUCAAGCACAUCAACGUUCACGUUCUGGUUGUCAUUGGAGCAAUCUCUUACAUCGUUCGUGUCGUCUGCUACACACUCUUCAAGAAUCCCUGGUUUGUCCUCUUCGUCGAGCCCCUCCACGGGGUCACCUAUGCCUGCAUGCAACUUGCUGGAGUGCACUAUGCAGCUGAGCUCGCACCGAAGGGCCUCGAGACCUCCACGCAAGGCCUGAAAGACACAGUACGAGGGCUCGGACACAUCACAGGGACUGUGCUGGGAGGAAUAAUCAUGGACGUGUGGGGAUCGGUCUUCAUGUAUCGAUCAGCAGCAGCUCUCGUCACGGCGACUAUCACACUCUACGCGAUGAUUCAAGGAUGUGGAUCAAAGAAGUCACAGCAGACAUGA
Guillardia theta CCMP2712 is the source of this 1323-nucleotide messenger RNA. RefSeq lists its product as hypothetical. The record is from RefSeq and is a predicted model, not a curated record. Gene Ontology annotation, cellular component: membrane. The transcript is spliced from 8 exons. The coding region runs from base 1 to 1323 and encodes 440 amino acids. NCBI's taxonomy places the organism in Eukaryota, Cryptophyceae, Pyrenomonadales, Geminigeraceae.